Molecule: messenger RNA, 3820 nt
Organism: Dufourea novaeangliae
Lineage: Eukaryota; Metazoa; Arthropoda; Insecta; Hymenoptera; Halictidae
Product: glutamyl aminopeptidase-like
Exons: 9
Coding region: 64-2949 (961 amino acids)
Biological process (GO): proteolysis; peptide catabolic process
Cellular component (GO): cytoplasm
Molecular function (GO): metalloaminopeptidase activity; zinc ion binding; peptide binding
Source: RefSeq, a predicted model, not a curated record
CGAUCAUUGUGGAGAUUAGUGAGGUGGGAACUCGAGGAUUUCUCGGUGGCUGAUGCGUACUAGAUGGCGACAAAGGUUGCGACACGAGGUUCUGGUGGCGCUGGUCAUUGCGGCGUCACGUACACAACGUCAGGGAGUCGGGUGCAACGUGGAACGGGUCUGCUUUGCUUCACCUGCAGCGUUUGCGUGAUUCUGAGCCUGGUCUGCACAUGCUUGGCCACGUUCUUGGUUCUACUCGAUCAGAAAGUCGAAGCCGCCAGCUACCAAUACUCUACCUCGGUCAUGAGUAAGGAUCCGAUCAACGAGCUGUCGUUCCGGCUGCCCAGCCAGGUGAAGCCGUUGCGUUACGACGUCUACCUGCACCCGGACCUGGAGAAGGGCACGUUCAACGGCGAGGUGACGAUCCUGAUCGAUGUCCAGGACCGUAGGAGCUACGUGGCCGUUCACCAGAAGGAUCUGAACAUCACGUCCACCAGCCUGAGGACGUACGAUCGUUCGGCGAACUAUGACUUCGAGAUCGUGACCGCGACACCGAUACCGAAGAACGAGAUGUUCGUGGUGUCCACGAAGGAGGAGCUGCACCCGGGACUGUACAAUCUGAGCUUCAAGUUCAACGGAGCGUUGCAACCGAACAAGAUCGUUGGAUUCUAUUCGAGCAAGUACAAAGAUUCGCAGAACAGGACUAGAUAUAUAGCUACCUCGAAGUUCGAGCCGACUUAUGCCAGACAGGCAUUCCCGUGCUUCGACGAACCAGCGUUCAAAGCCGAGUUCACCGUCAAGCUUGUCCAUCCGACUGGAGACUGUUACAGCGCUCUGUCGAAUAUGAACGUUGAAAGUACCCAAGUGCAUCAGCCGUCCGUUGGUCUGACCACAGUGACGUUCGCGAACAGCGUGCCGAUGUCCACGUACUUGUCGUGUUUCAUAGUCAGCGACUUUGUUGCGGUGACCAGCAUGGCGAAGAAUUUGGACGGUAGUCAGUUCCCGGUUAGCGUGUACACCACGAGGGCGCAGAAGGAGAAGGGUGCCUUUCCCCUUGAUAUAGCGGUGAAGGUCAUCCAGUAUUAUAUUUCCCUCUUCAACAUCGGUUACCCACUACCGAAGCUUGAUAUGGCGGCUAUUCCUGACUUCGUGUCUGGUGCAAUGGAGAACUGGGGACUGGUUACCUACAGAGAGGCGAGGCUGUUAUUCGACAACAAGACCAGUUCUACCGCGAACACCUACGACAUUGUCAGCGUGAUCGCCCAUGAGCUCGCGCACAUGUGGUUCGGGAAUCUGGUUACUAUGUCCUGGUGGAAUGAUCUGUGGCUGAACGAGGGCUUUGCUUCCUUCAUGCAGUAUAAGAGCGCCGAUGAAGUACUUCCGCACUGGGGAUGGAUGGAUCUGUUCAUCACCGAACAAAUGCACACCGUGUUCGUGACAGACGCGAAACUCAGCUCCCAUCCGAUUGUUCAGACGGUCAACAAUCCUGACGAGAUCACCGCCAUAUUUGACGAGAUAUCGUACAAGAAGGGAUCGUCGUUGAUCCGAAUGAUGGAGCAUUUCAUCAAACCCGACGUAUUCUACUUCGGCAUCCGUACAUAUUUGAUCAAGUACACUUACGGGAACGCGGAGACCGCCGAUCUGUUUAAGAUCCUCGAGUCUGUCUCACCGGACAAGUUGAACGUGACCGCGAUCAUGGACACAUGGACCAGACAGAAGGGUUUCCCGGUGGUGAACGUAACUAAAACCGGCAACAAAUACGUGCUCACGCAGAAGCGAUUCUUGGCCGAUCCGGAGGCUCAAUUCGAUCCGUCUGAGUCUGAGUACCGUUACAAGUGGACCAUACCGAUUACAUACAUCACGAGUAGUACGUCCGAACCGAAUCUAGUGUGGUUCGACAAGGACGCCGAUCAAUUAACGAUCGAGCCGAGCGAACCGAUCAAGUGGAUCAAGUUCAACAGGAACGAGGUCGGCUAUUACCGCGUUAAUUACGAGCUAAGCGAAUGGUUGGUGCUGACCAAUAUCCUCGCAUCAUCUCCCGAGCAACUGUCGGCGUCCGAUAGAGCUCACCUCCUCGAGGACGCGUUCAGCUUGGCGGACGCCGGGGAACUCGACUACGAUGUCCCGAUGAACAUGACGGAAUUCCUUCGUUCGGAAUCCCAUGCCGUGCCCUGGCUCGUGGCCCAGUCGAAAUUGACCGCCAUCGAUAGCUUGUUGUUGUCGACCAGUCUGACAUCCAGAUUCAAGAAACACGUGCGACAACUGGUCGACAGCGCCUAUCAUAAAGUCACCUGGACCGUGGACAGCGUCGAGGAUAAGAUCACCCUGCGGCUCCGUACGUCGGUGCUAGGACUGGCCUGCUCCGUUGGUCACAGAGAGUGUCUCGACGACGCCGGGACGAUGUUCGACAGCUGGAUAGCAGACUACAAAGAUGUUCGUCCGCAUCCCGACAUCCGUGCGCUGACCUAUUAUUGGGGGAUGUAUGAUCGUGGCGAUGAGACCAAGUGGAACGUUCUGUUCGAUCGGUUCAUCGCCGAAACCGACUCAACGGAGAAACUGAAGCUGAUGAGAGGACUGGCCGGGAUACGUGACAGCUCGAUCCUGAACAAGUUCAUCGCGACGGCCACCGAUCAGAAUUACGUACGGUCCCAGGACUUCUUCGGUUGUCUGUCAGCGAUCUCCGGGAAUCCGGUCGGCACACCGCUGGUAUGGGACUGGGUCAGGUCCAAUUGGGACUUCUUGGUGAACAGGUACACGCUGAACGACAGGAAUCUCGGCGCGUUGAUCCCCACGAUCACCAAGACCUUCGCGACCGAUACGAAGCUGAACGAAAUCAAGGAAUUCUUCGCGAGGUACCCGGACGCGGGGGCAGGCGCGAUGAACCGCGCGAAAGCACUCGAAACUGUGUCGAACAACAUUAAAUGGCUGGCCAAGAAUAAGGAGAAAUUAGCCAGUUGGCUCCCUAAUUGAGAGAGUCGUUGCCAGGAUGUUCGUAAGUAUGAUGCAUCGAAAAGACCGUCGUUAUUCUUUCUCGACACCGUGGGGAUAAACGUGUAUGGCCCUAACAAUUCUAAAGACGAUGGAAGACACUUAUUGCAUGAAUACAAAAGUGCUUCUAAAUUGAUAUCGGGAAUUUUUUGAGUUACAGUAAUUCUGACUAGAAUAUUUCUACGGAUGGGUACUAAUGGCGUCCAUAUUCGGCACGCUUGAUGCAAAUCUGUAAUUGCUAACACUGUUUCGAUUACAAAUGAUACUAAAGUGUAUGCACAUUAGGACUUUUUUUUCAAUUCGACUAUUCCAAUUACUUCUAGAUUCUGAGACAUUCAUUUAUAAUCGUCUGAGGUUCAGAGAUUUUUAGGCAGCAAGAAUUGUUGCCUCUGGUGUUUGAGCGAUGAUUAGAAUACUGGAGGAGCAAAGUCGAGGAAAGAUUGACACGUGUUUUGUGGGAAGUUUAUGAUGCCAACGCUUGAUAGUAUGGGGGUCCAAGUGUCUUAAGAUCGUUAUAUUUGAAAAUGUACAUAACAUAAAGACUUUUUUUAACGUUGAGCUGUCCAUUCAAAGAAAUUUCACGCAAUCUAAACUUGAAAGAUUGGAAGGAGAAGUAUUUAGAAGGGAUCCAUUGUCCGAUUGCUCACUGUUCUAUUUCCAAUCGACAGAAAAACUGAUCAGGGUCUAUCGAAUGCAUUUAGAUUGUGAAUACUUUACCUCGUUUGUUUUGUAAGAAAUAUAUACAAUCGCGAUAUAUAUUAUUAGCUUGCACCGAAUACAUUUUUAGAAAACGUUUGUAUUUAUACGAGCUCUAUUUUCUGUUAAGAGAACUUUUGUAAUAUCAUCGAGAAAU